Aphidius gifuensis is the source of this 786-nucleotide messenger RNA. RefSeq names its product A disintegrin and metalloproteinase with thrombospondin motifs 5-like. Gene Ontology annotation, biological process: membrane protein ectodomain proteolysis. The transcript has 2 exons. Gene Ontology annotation, molecular function: metalloendopeptidase activity. NCBI's taxonomy places the organism in Eukaryota, Metazoa, Arthropoda, Insecta, Hymenoptera, Braconidae. The coding region runs from base 110 to 463 and encodes 117 amino acids. The record is from RefSeq and is a predicted model, not a curated record.
GAUAUGGAGGUAAAUAAUUAUAAUUAUAUAACUAACAAAAAUUAUAUAGAUAAUAUAUAAUUGAUUAUUUUAUUUUAAAUGUUUUUAAGGCUAUGCCGGAGUUAAGACUAUGUGUAUCGUUGGAGGUGGUUGGGUAUUAUCGUCUAUGACUUUUUCAAACCAAUAUGGUUAUGAUGAUAUUAUCAAUGCAGCACAUGAAAUGGGUCACUCAUUUGGUCUUGAGCAUGAUGAAGAUUAUGGAUGUAUGGAAGGAACAGGUAUUAUGGCUGCUUCUAAACCAGCAGAUCGAAUUGCUGCACCAUGGUCACAAUGUUCAUUAGAUAAAUUUGAUGAACUUUUCCAUGGUUCUAAUUAUACAUGCUUGUAUAAUAAACCAGAAAAUAAAGGUACACCAAUACCAAGGUAUUUGCCAAAAGAUGUUGCUUAUGCUGAAGAUAAACUACAAAAUGAAGAUAAUGAAUGAUAAAUGAUGAUACAAGUUAAUUUUUUAGUAAAAAAUUAGACUUAACUAAAAGCUGCGUUUAUUGUUUAUAACGAAUCAAUUAUUUUUCUCGUAAAAAUAAAUAUAAUUAUGGUAUUUCUUGUGUUACAUAGUGAUGAAAUAAUAAUAUUUUUUCAAGUAUUAUUAUUCUUACGCAAUUUAAAAGAUAAAAUAAUACAUUUGAAUUGAAAAAAAAAUUGUAUCAUUCAACCUUGAUAAAUUUGGACUUUAUACUACUAUUAGUGUGUAAUAGGGUUUAUUUUAAAACUGAAUAUCGGAAAAUAAAUUUUAAUGUUUUCCUCAAA